Molecule: messenger RNA, 1382 nt
Organism: Dermatophagoides farinae (American house dust mite)
Lineage: Eukaryota; Metazoa; Arthropoda; Arachnida; Sarcoptiformes; Pyroglyphidae
Source: RefSeq, a predicted model, not a curated record
ACAAAAAUCGACAGACACACACACACACACACAUCCACAUAUAACAUACAUAAAUUAAUUCAUUCAAAAUGAGUGUGUCAUCAAUGUUUCGAUACAUCAUAGUCAUCAUCAUUGCCACUGUCGCCGUCAUCAAUAUUGAUCAUCUUAAUCCUCAUCAUCAUCAUGUGUCAGCUGUUCCAGUCACAAAUUCAAAUCAACAACAACAAACAAAAUUACAAACAUCAGCUAAUGAACCGACAAUCAAAACAACAAACAGUAAUGUUUAUGGAGCGGAUAAUGGUGGUUCAACAAAUCAAAGUGGUGGUGGCGGUACUAAUGGACAACAACAACAAAAACCAAAUUCUGAACAAAAUCCUGGUUCAGUGAAUCGUGGUUAUAAUCAAGGCUAUUCAUAUAAUACCGGUAUUAAACCAUAUAGAACUGGCUAUACAUAUUUUCAACCAUUUGGUGAUCAUGUUAAUAAUCAAAAUGAUGGCAAAAAUGGUAAUAAUAAUGGUAAUGGUGGCAAUGUUGAAAACAAUACCAAUCAACAACAAUUACCAAUUGAAUUGCCAAAUUUUUUCGGUAUCGAUCCUAAACAAUUAGGACCAGUUCGUGUAAUAGAGAAUAAAAAUUUACCGCUUGAUGAAAAUGGAAUUCCGAUUUUGGAUCAGAUUCAUAUACCGGAAAAUACGAAUGAAAAUCAAAAUGGCAAUAAUAAUGGAAAUUUUAAUAAUCGACAAGCACGGCCACUACCACCACCACCACCACCACCACAACCUCCAGUACCCGUGCCACCCGUUGAAGUUCCGGUCAAUGCGAAUGAUUUUGCCGAUUUUAAUUUGAACAAUAUUCUUUCUGGUAAUAAUAAUCCGAACAACAACAAUAAUGGUUACAACAACAACAACAAUAAUAAUAAUAACAAUGGCGGCGGAGGAGGAAUGUUUGAUUUUGCACCACCAAGUACGAGCAAUUUUAAUUUUGCCCGACCGGGAACGGCCGGUGCAGAUCAAAGUGAUGAUCCAAGUCUGAUGUUGGAUGGCAAUAUGGAUAUGGGCGGCAGUGGCAAUAAUAACAACAACAAUAACAAUCAAAAUGGUUUGGCUGGGUUUGGUUUCGGCGGGCAACAAGUACCAAGUGAAAUUGUCAAUCUAAAUAAUGCAUUUGGUACCGGUGGUGGUAGGGGUGGUGGUGCUAGUGGAACUGGAAACAAUAAUCGAAAUAGUGGUGCAGGAAACUUGAAUGAUAUUUUGGAUCAAUUUGGAACGCCAAAUACCGUUGCAACGAAUAAUAAUAACAAUAAUGAUCUUGGUAAUCUUGGCUCUUCUACCGAUGUGAAUCAAAUAUUUCCAUUUUUAUUAUAAUAACAGAUUUUUUACGAGAAAAAACAAACAAACAAAAAA